Molecule: messenger RNA, 3717 nt
Organism: Saccostrea echinata
Lineage: Eukaryota; Metazoa; Mollusca; Bivalvia; Ostreida; Ostreidae
Exons: 10
Coding region: 43-2412 (789 amino acids)
Source: RefSeq, a predicted model, not a curated record
GCAAUCGAAACCGAAAGUUGUUGUUUCAUAAAAUUAGGUGAAAUGGCGUCUCUUCUGGUACUAUUCUUGCUACAUGCAGUACUCUGUUUUGCCGACGCUGCUCAGAAUUUUCAGGAAGUGUCCGUUUGUCCAAGAAAUGCGGACACAUGGAAAAUAGAAUCAGACAAGAAGAAUUGUAAGGGGGACACGCCAGACUAUCUGUGUGCAGCAAUAGAAAACAAUGUUAACAGAUACGGGGAAAUUUGCACAAAAUACGGGUUGUCCCCAGCCAAUAAGUGUGCUGUGUUGAACAACCAGACACACAAUUUGGACUCUGUAGACUGUAAAGCAGCAUCAGGAUGUCCAGCAGUUCCUUACAAUCCUUCAGAGUUGUGGAAAUAUCCCAUAUGUUAUGCCAAUUUUUACGGAAGAACACGAGCUCCUCCCACCACCACCACAGUCCAAACAACAGCUCCUCCAGUGUCGGGACCAGAAGAGAGUGGUGGAUCAGGAGCAGGAGCAGCAGUAGGAGUGGUGGUAGCUCUCCUGAUCAUAGUGCUUGUUGUUGUGGUGGUGCUAGUGGUGUUUUACAGGAGAAACCAGUUUGGUUUCAAGGAUAAAAUGGGGCCAUUGUUUGAUAAUAUCAGAAAUCGUCUUCCAGGGAACAGAGAUGGUGAAACAAGACAUCCUGGUAACACAGAUGAGGAGACUGGAAAAACAGAAGAAAAAGAAACGCUUUUACAGAAAGAGGAAAUAAAAAUAAGGAAGCUGAACAUUCUGCAGAAGUACCUGGUUCACAUCUUAAAGAAGGAGAUAGAUGUUAAGGAUUUAAAGGAGAAAACAAUUAUCCAUUUUAAAUCCCUUAAGGAACAUUUCACAGAACCACUUCUGCAAAAUCUUUAUAGUGUUGAAAAGGCUGAUGAUUACAAUAAGUUGGACAUGUCUCUGGUUUUUGCUUUACUAAGAAACUUCUGUGUUAAUAUUAAACCAUCAAAGAGAGGGUGGGAUUAUGAACCUCCAGACGAUGAACGGACAAUUGGUGCUGACAUUGAAAGGAUACGUUUUAUGUGGAAUAAAUAUUGUGAUAAUAAUUAUGAAUUUAAGAAUUUAGAUGAUGUGUUCAACCGAAUAAAGCAAACGUAUGGGACUGUAGCUGUUCAGGAUGAGCAAAAUAAGACAGUAGACGAGAGCGAAGGUUUUUCAGAGAUAAAAGAAAAAAUACAGAGCAUAAAGCUGCACCCAGACUGCUCUGUUGAGAAAGGCACUGUGAUAACAGAAGGAAUAAAGUUAGCUCUUCAGUCUCUGGAAACAGGGAAUAUUGUGAUCUGUAAAGGGGCCAUUGGAUGUGGUAAAACAUACACAUUGAAAGCAAUACAAAACAGGUAUAAAGAGAAAGGAUGGAAAGUAAGAUGGAUGGAGGAACAUUUAUUCAUUCAAGAGGAAAGCAUGGAAGAUAAAACAAUUGUGAUUUGUGAUAAUCUUUUUGGAAGUUACGGUUGUAAUAUAUUUUCCUCAAAGGGAAUAUCAGAUACUGAAAUUUUACUUGAGAAAAUGCAAGAAAAAUCUUGGAAUAUUAAAGUUGCUGUCGGAAUACACCAGCAUGUAUUUGAUGAAGUCAAGAGAAUUGCUAAUCUAAAACUUCUUCAAAACAAAAACAUUACAGUUGAUUUGGACAAACUAACAAGAUCAGAAAUGCUGUUAAUUUUGAAAGAACAACAAAAAGAGGGUCACUGUAAAACAGAUUCCAGUUGUUGGUUCAAAGGUGUUGACCUUACCCUUAUGAUUGAUAAACUCUCUCAAAACCAGGGUCACAUCGGAAGCCCAUUUCUUAGUUUCAUGUACUGCCACCAACAUGAUUUUUUUUCUGAGGAAGCCUUCACCAAAAACCCUCUUCAGUCAUUAACACAGCAUUUUCAGAAAAUGAGAGAUGGUUCAAGUUCAACUGAAUAUUAUGGUCUUGUUUACCUAAUGUGUGUUAGAAAACACAAAGAUGAUGAUGAAUUGACAAGCUGGGCAGGCUCACUUGAGGCAAAUUUAACCAGAAACACUCUUCAGAAUAUUGCUACAAAAAUGUCUGGUUUUUUUAGAGUUGAAAACGGUGUUACAACAAUUUCCCAUGAAGUCCUGACAAUAGCUUUAUUCAGAGCUACUUCAUAUGUUGAGACAGUUUUCUUGCCAGUCAUUCAGAAUUGUGAAAUAGAAAUCCUACUACAACUGAUGAGACCUUCUGAAAGCAGCAAUACUGAAUUCAGUUGUGGUUUUCCUAAUCCAGAGAAAAACACUCAAAACAGAAACAUUUGCAAGUUCAUAGUGAAAAGAUUCGCAGAUGCAUUCAAGUCAGACUGGGGCAGUAUGGAACACCCCCUUAAGCACCAUACAUUGUUUGAAGAGAAAUUUUCUCGCUAUGUAACAAGUAAACCAAAAGUAAAAUGACUAACGCUGAAACUGAAGACUUAAGAUGCAUAAUAAGGUCAUGUGUUAAAUAUUUAAAAAAAAUGGCCACUUCAAUAUUGUACAAUGGCUUAGAUAAAUGUGCCAGUCUAUGUAUUUCUUAACACUUUGAUUUGGUCCAGUAAUUGGUUUAUUAAGUUACAACUGUUUAAAGCAUAUUAUGAACAUAUUGGCCAAAAUGUGUUAACUAGAGACAUCUUGACUAUUAUUUUUGUCACACAAUUUUUAGCUCAAAGGUGCAAAAGGCUCAUGUAAGCAUUAGUGAUUGAAGGUUGUUGUGUUAAAUUUUUCAUAUUUUUAUUUUGUCUGCUGUAAACUUUAUACCUUACCAAUUCUAAAGAUCUACUGGGCUUUGAUUAAAUUUGCCACAAAGCAUCCUUAUUUAAAGGAUUCAAAUACUGUUAAGGACAUUGGCAAGUCAGGGUUUUCCGGAGAAAAAAGGUUUAAUACAUGGGUUUUUUCCCUUAUAAAAUAGUGAUUGAGAGUGAUCUCCCGUGUAGAAUUCUCUAAGCGGUGAAAACUGUUACAGAGGUAAACAAAAACGCGUGCACUUCCUUCAACGGGUAGAAUCAUCUAUACAGCAAGAAAGAAAAGUAGUAAUGGCUUUGUUGUACAUUGUAUUCAGGGACAAAGAGCCAACAGGUCGUCAUUUACCAUUGUUAUGCUCAGUAUGCUGGAUGUCACAUAUACUAAAAGGUAGGUCGAUCAUGCCGACUGAGAACAGUUCUUAGGUCGUGUGAAGGAAUCAGCAUUUAGUAAUUACGAAUAAAGUUAAAAAUAAAUCCAUGCCAAUAUUUUUAUGACAAUGUGUUUCAAUCAAUUCAGUCAAUUACAUGAUAAAAACAAUCAACCAGUCUCUUAACCAAUUUUAGCUGUUAAGGGACGCAACUCAAAAAUGAUGAUCGGUGCAGGUAUAUCCAUGUCUUGUUUCUAUAUAUACAUUUUCAGCCAAAAUAUUUAGAAGUCAUAGGAAAUGAAGCUACAAUAAUGUAUAUAAUACAAAAACUGUAUGAAAUAAAUGAGUUUUGAAGAAAUAUUAUGGUGAAAAAUUUUAUAGGUCCCUUUUAUCAACAUUUUACAUAGGAAAUGCAUUAAGAAUUGUAAAAACACUAAUUUGACAAAAUCUAAAAAAGAAUGUUGGAUUCGUAGGUAAAACGAUCCAGAAUAUAGCAUGUUUAGUGCAUUUAAACCUACUCAAAAGUUCUUGAAAAAUUCUAUACAAUAACCAGGAACCUUGCCAAUGUCCUUAAAUGAAAAACUAUGCCCUAACUAGUAUUUAAUAAUGAA